Messenger RNA from Thelazia callipaeda (thelaziosis nematode), 1828 nucleotides. The record is from the annotation of a GenBank genome assembly. NCBI's taxonomy places the organism in Eukaryota, Metazoa, Nematoda, Chromadorea, Rhabditida, Thelaziidae.
GUAUGCACAUGAACGAACUAAUAUGUUCCAUGCCCAAAAGUUGUCUGCUAUAUAAUUUUACAUAUGUAUGUUUUGGAGAAUUAUCAGCUUUCAUCAUUGCCUGGAUAUCGCUUUUACAUUUUAUCAUUUGUACGGUUAUCAUUGCGAAAAAUCUGAGCAGUCAUAUGAAUUUGUUAUUUCGUGGAUUUUUCGAUGAGCAUUUUACUCUGGAAAUGCCUAUUAUACAACUAAAUUCAAUCUUUACGACGAAAAUUGAUUUGUUUGCAAUAUUAGCAAUUUUGUUUGCAUCAAUCAUAUUAUGCUGUAAUAUUCGGGUGUUGGCUACUGUAUCGUUCAUAAUGGUAUCUAUAUGUGUUUUGACUACUAACAGUACAAUAUUCGUUGGCUUUUAUUUUGCUAAUGUAAAUAAUUGGCUAGCUGCUGGUUUUUUUAAGAAUGGUGCAGCUGGUGUAUUAAAAGGUGCAUCAUACUAUCUUUCUGCCUAUAUUGGCAUUGAAACAUUGACUUUUUUAUUGGAAGAAACAAAAAACCCUCAAAAAAAAUUAGCAAUCAGUCUACCAUUUAUAAUUAUUGCACUAUCACUAAUAAUGUUUCUAACAACAAUGGUUUUUACAUUAGUUGCGGAUGUCUCAGCGUAUCCAAACAAGAUGUUUCUACCUGAUAUUUUUGAUCAACUUGGAAUACCGUCUGCCAAGUAUGUGAUGACAGUAGGUUCAGUAUGUGGCUUGUCUGGAACUAUGCUUGCGAUAUUUGUGCCAGCAACAAGACUUUUGUCAUCUCUUGCUCAAGACAACUUACUUCCUCUAACUUUUUUAGCUCAUACAAGUAAAAAACGUGGAGUACCAUACUACGCAGUUUUAUCAUGUGCUUUGAUCUCAUCUAUAUUCAUCGUUCUCGAUACUUCCAAAUUAUUUGAAAUUAUCGCAUUUAGUACCUCAAUAAAAUUAAUUUUACUUGGUUGUUUGGUAUAUGAUCAACGGUAUCGUCCUGAUGCAUUUGGAUUGUUUCGAGAAGUAGCUUCAUACAGGAAGAUUCCUCCUCGAUCAUUAGCUAGCUGGACAGAUGAUAAGGAUUCUUGCUCUGUUUCUAUUUCAAAAUGGAGCGAAAAAGAUGAAGAUAAUGAUGUGAUGAGCAGCUAUGAAACUCUUCGAGCAAAUUUUACUCAACAAGAAUGUGCACAAUUUUAUGAAAGAGUGCAAAAAUUAACAUCAGUGAAUAAGAAUUCACAGUCAAUGGUAGAAAACCUGAAGAAAACUGUGAUUGAACUUUGCAAGGAUUAUAAACAGCGGUCAUUAUCAUCAUAUGAGGCAUAUGAUUUUGGUCAUUACUGUGUUCGACCCUCAUGUUCUCUUGCUAAUAAUUUAGCCAAUUUUCAAAGGCAUAAAUUUCAUACUUUCGAACGAAAUGUACCAGGAACUCCUUACUGCGUAAAGUAUUCUGUAUCCACUGAUACUUCAAAAGAGACUGACCGAAAUGAAUACAAACGUUCAAUGAAAACGUUAUUUUUCUUCAUUCUAACGACAUUAGCGAUUAGCUUUUUAGCGUCAAAGAUAGAUGGAGAAUCGCAUAAGUUUCCUACUCGCAUUUUCACUGCUCUUAUGACGCUUCACUUUUUUUUGCCACUGAUAAUUACAAUCAUCACAUUGGGAUAUCUGGUAGUAGCUGCUUCAAGACAAAAAGUUAAUCCAGUGAAUAAUCAGCGACGGUACAAAACUAUUACAUUUCCUUACAUUACUCUGUUCAUUAUUUUUUUACUAUUACUGUUGGCAAGCAGUGCUGAUCAUUUGACAAUUUUUGAAUUUAUCGUUUGGAUUACUUUUGGUUAGUU